This is a messenger RNA of Fomitiporia mediterranea MF3/22, 1037 nucleotides long. RefSeq lists its product as uncharacterized. NCBI's taxonomy places the organism in Eukaryota, Fungi, Basidiomycota, Agaricomycetes, Hymenochaetales, Hymenochaetaceae. The transcript is spliced from 2 exons. The coding region runs from base 72 to 1010 and encodes 312 amino acids. The record is from RefSeq and is a predicted model, not a curated record.
GCAACAACAGCAUACCUCGCUCCAACUCCAGAAAAUCGCUUCCCAGUUUCUGCCACAGGUUUCUAUUCAACAUGUCUGCCCCUCCUAUCACAAAGCUCAAAAACAAAAUCGCUGAAAAGGAAGCAGAGAGAAUAGUGAAGACACUUAAUCUGUUGCCAGCGCGGGCUGUCUGUCUCAGAAACCAGGGCAUGUUCAGCAAGACUGUUCGCGUCGAGCUCAAAGACAGUCGCAUCGUCAUUGUCCAGUUCAAAGAUAAUGAAAUCGAUGUUACAAAGGUGGCUCUGGCCCGUGGCUGUCUGGGAAACGUUGUUCCCGAAACCUUUGCUGUCAAGUCAACUGUGGCUGCAUUCGCGUACGUUUCUGAGUAUAUCGAUGGCAAAAUGUGGUGCGAAUGCAAUUGCACUGUGGAGGAGAAUUGCCGCAUAGCAUCUUCGCUCGCUCAGUUGCUGUUAGGUUGCGUAUUUGGCACCAGCCCUCUUUCCUGUGCUGGACUAGUCGACAAUUACAUUGUCCCGCGCUUGCGACGAAUUUUGGAAAUCGAAUUGAAGGACGUCACGUACGAACCCCUGAAGAAGAAGAUACGGUCCCUGCUUGAGCAAUGCAACGGACUUAAGGCUCUCCCCCUGGCUUUGAUCCAUAUUGAUCUCAAUGCUCGUAACAUAUUCUUGGACUCGUUCCAUGAACCUAACGGCAUAGUGGACUGGGAACAAGCUGAGAUCUGUCCACUCGGGUUCAAUGUAUGGUGCAUCCGAUAUCUGAGUGUUCCUAUUUACAACAGGAAGGACUGCCCUGCGGAGAAAUCUGCUCCGAUGGCUGCGGCGUUCUGGAAGAGCCUCAUUGCAGGUUUACCCGCGCAUUUACGUUCACACGCGCCUGCAAUUCUUGUUUCCGCACAAAUCGGAUUCAUUUUUAGUAACUUUGUUGGUUAUGUUGGCCCGCCGGACGAUGAGUUGCCUUUGACUCUGGAGCGCAUGGAAUGGCUUGAAUCCACCUUCAAUGAAGCUUUGUGAUACACCUGUUGUCUGCACCUAGGGUUU